Molecule: messenger RNA, 3366 nt
Organism: Menidia menidia (Atlantic silverside)
Lineage: Eukaryota; Metazoa; Chordata; Actinopteri; Atheriniformes; Atherinopsidae
Source: the annotation of a GenBank genome assembly
AUGGAGGAGAUGCCGUUCGAAAGAGUUAAGACGCGGAGACGGAAGGGUCACUGCCCGGCCGGCGGGGCCCUGGGCGCCAUCGCCUGCGAGGACGAGUUCAACAGCCCGGAGCUGGAGUCCCUGUUCCAGGUGUACAACCUGAAGCUGGAGCAGACGGCCACGCUCAAGGCGCUGGCGGUGCUGAUCGUGGCCGCGUCGUCGCUGUCCCUGGUGGAGCUGCUGUCCAGCCCGCGGCUCACCUUGUCCAAGGGCUCCUACCCGGUGCACUGCGUGGUGUUCCUGUCGCUGUUCAUCGUCACCAACGUCAAGUACCUGCAGGUCACGCAGCUGCAGCAGAUCGCCAAGCUGGCGCUGCUGUUCAGCUUCACCUUCGCGCUGCUCUGCUGCCCCUUCCCGCUGGCGCUGGGGACCUCGGAGCUGGUGGACGCCGCUGCCCCCGAGCAGGGCGUGUGGCAGCUCAUGCUGGUCACCCUCGUGGCUUACGCGCUGCUCCCCGUGCGGACGCUGCUGGCCGUGCUCUUCGGGGUGAUGCUGGCCGCAUCCCACUUCAUUGUCAUAGCGACGUCCCUCACGGGGAGGAAGCAGAGGCUAUGGAGACCGCUGGUGGCCAACGCCGUGCUCUUCGCCAGCGUCAACGUGUCGGGGGUGUUUGUGCGGAUUCUCACCGAGCGCACCCAGAGGAAAGUCUUCCUGCAGGCCCGCAACUGCAUCGAGGAGCGUCUGCGGCUGGAGGACGAGAACGAGAAACAGGAGCGCCUCCUAAUGAGCCUGCUCCCGAGAAAUGUUGCCAUGGAGAUGAAGGAGGACUUCCUAAAGCCGCCUGAGAGGAUCUUUCACAAGAUCUACAUCCAGCGCCAUGACAAUGUCAGCAUCCUGUUUGCAGACAUUGUGGGUUUCACAAGCCUGGCUUCUCAGUGCACUGCUCAGGAACUGGUCAAGCUGCUCAACGAACUCUUUGGGAAGUUUGAUGAACUGGCCACGGAGAAUCACUGCAGACGGAUAAAGAUACUGGGGGACUGUUACUACUGCGUGUCUGGGCUGACCCAGCCCAAGGCGGACCACGCCCACUGCUGCGUGGAGAUGGGGUUGGACAUGAUCGACACCAUCGCGUCGGUUGUGGAGGCGACCGAGGUGGACCUGAACAUGCGUGUGGGUCUGCACACGGGACGGGUGCUGUGUGGUGUGCUGGGCCUGAGGAAGUGGCAGUAUGAUGUCUGGUCAAACGAUGUCACUUUAGCAAAUGUAAUGGAGGCUGGUGGCCUGCCCGGCAAGGUGCACAUCACGAGGACCACCCUGGAGUGUUUGAAUGGCGACUACGAGGUGGAGCCGGGCUUUGGCCACGAGAGACACGCCUUCCUGCAGAAGCACCACAUUGAGACCUUUUUCAUCGUGCCGUCACACAGACGCAAAAUUUUUCCCGGCAUCAUCCUGUCAGACAUCAAACCAGCCAAGAGGAUGAAGUUUAAGACGGUAUGCUACCUGCUGGUGCAGCUCAUGCACUGUAGGAAGAUGUUCAAGGCCGAGAUCCCCUUCUCCAACGUCAUGACCUGCGAGGACGACGACAAGCGCAGGGCCCUGCGGACUGCGUCCGAGAAGCUGAGGAGCCGGACGUCCUUCUCGGGCGCGGCCGUCCAGCACUCGCCCGGGACCCGGGUCAACCGCUACAUCGGCCGGCUCAUCGAAGCGCGGCAGACCGAAUCCCAGACCUCAGACUUCAACCAUUUCACUCUGUUCUACAGGAGCAAAGACAGGGAGCGCAGGUAUCACCAGGUCUACGACGACCAUUUCAUCAGCGCGGUGGUUCUCUCCCUGGUCCUCUCUUCUCUGUUUGGCCUUAUCUAUCUGCUCAUGAUCCCACAGGGGAUGCUGGUGCUCCUGCUGGUGGUGCUGUGUGUGUGUUUCCACGUGGCCUGUGUGAUGUACCUGCAUCUCACCAGUGUUCAGUGCCAACCCGGCUGUCUGACCAUCCAGAUCCGAACUGUCCUGUGUGUCUUCCUGGUUCUGCUCACCUACUCUGUAACCCAGGCUUGUGUGGUGGGCAGUGUCCCUUGGGGCAGAGUUGAGACAAACUCCAGCCGUUUUGUGGAGGACGUGCUCGGUGUGGAGCCUGAAAACAGCACGGCCGGGGGCGGGGCAGCCCCCAGCGUGGCCUACGCUCUCCUGUCCUGCGUGGCUGGGACCCUGACCAUCGUCCCUUACCUCCGCGUGUCUUCACUCCCCAAGAUCCUGCUGCUCCUCCUCCUGUCAGCCGCCUACACGGCUGUCAUGGAGACCAGUGGUUAUCGCCAAGCUGUGGGCGGUGGCUUUCUGCACACUCAAGGUUAUGAUCCAGUUUUGGCCAUCCUGCUGUUUUCUGUAGCUCUGGCUCUUCAUUCGAGACAACUGGACUAUAAACUGCGGCUAGAUUAUCUCUGGGCCACUCGGGCGGAGGAAGAAAGAGACGACAUGGAGAAGGUGAAGCUGGACAACAAGAGGAUCCUGUUCAACCUUCUACCAGCUCAUGUGGCACAGCACUUCCUCAUGUCCAACCCCAGAAACAUGGACCUGUACUACCAGUCCUACGCUCAAGUGGGAGUGCUGUUCGCCUCCAUCGCCAACUUCAACGACUUCUACAUCGAGCUUGACGGGAACAACAUGGGAGUCGAGUGCCUGAGGCUGCUCAAUGAGAUCAUCGCUGACUUUGAUGAGCUGAUGGAUAAAGAGUGCUACAGGGACAUUGAGAAAAUCAAGACCAUUGGCAGUACAUACAUGGCGGCAGUAGGGCUGGUUCCCACAACUGCCUCCAAGGGGAAGAAGUCCAUCACCUCCCAUUUAUGCACGGUGUCAGACUUUGCCAUUGAGAUGUUUGACGUCCUGGACGCCAUCAACUACCAGUCCUAUAAUGACUUUGUCCUCAGAGUAGGUAUCAACGUGGGUCCGGUGGUGGCAGGAGUGAUUGGAGCCAGGAGGCCUCAGUAUGACAUCUGGGGAAACACGGUGAAUGUAGCCAGCAGGAUGGACAGCACAGGCGUGCAGGGAAAGAUACAGGUGACAGAGGACGUUUACCGCCUCAUCGCAUCCUAUUACAACUUUGUGUGCCGCGGCCAGGUCAGCGUGAAGGGCAAAGGUCAGAUGCUGACGUACUUCCUGGAGGGACGUGGAGAAGGCGGGCGGCUGUCUCAGAGCCAGCAGCAGCCCCCCCCCGGCGGCGGGGCCGGGCGCCGUGCCAGCGCCUUCGCCCAGGGCGGCGUGUGCACCAGGCUGAGCCCCGCCCCCACCGUGGCCGCCUUCGCCAGCAUCAGGACCCCCAGCCCCGGCCUCCCCAAGCCCAGCGCCUCCACCAGCAGCAGCAGGUACCUGCCCUCGGCGCCCACGGCCGUGAUGUGA